Molecule: messenger RNA, 5321 nt
Organism: Chara braunii
Lineage: Eukaryota; Viridiplantae; Streptophyta; Charophyceae; Charales; Characeae
Source: the annotation of a GenBank genome assembly
AUGAACUSAUCAAGUGUCGUCAGACACUUGACAAGAUUAUUGUGGAACAACUUGCAAAGAUCUCAGAACAGAAGGAAGAGAAAAAAGUUGAUGUGACUGAAGAAACCGUGGAUGAGAACAUCAGACAAUWGGAAGAAGCACUUGAGAAAGAAAAGAAGAGGAAACAGGAAAUGAGAAGACGUAAAGAAAGAAAUGUACAGCAAGAACAAAAAGUGGAAGAAAUUAGACAAACUGUCAUUCACACUGAAGGGGAAGAACAGGCAAUCUCUUUGGCUCAACUUGUGACUUACCUCGCUCACAUGGAGAUGAAAAUUGACCAGACUAAUGCACAAAUUGAUGAUAUGGGCGCGGGAUUAGAAACAAUCUCGAACCUGGUCAAAGGAAAACAACAUGUGACGAGGGAAAGCGAAACCGGAACGGAAGAGAAGCCGAAGAAAUUGAUGGGAGACGCAAAGAAGUCUCUCAAAGUAGAAACAGAGAAGACAGAAAGGAAACAGGUAGAGAAGAAAGGAGAACCUUUGAGUCCGCCGAAGUCUCCAAGCGGAACAAAGGACCACACCACACAAUCGGAGAAACCCAAGAGAAAGGAGAAGGUGAAAAUGAAAUUGCCUUUCACAUUCUACAACAAGAAAGAUGAGAACUUGUUGUUGUGGAUUUCUCAGAUUCAGACAUAUUGUAGUACGGCCCCUGUUGAACUCGAUUCCCAAAUUGCUUUCUCUACUUCUUGUCUCGGGGGGGACGCUAAGGAAUGGGUGUUGGCCGAAGCGAAUGCGGCAGGAUUCGAUGACAUUGGGGAGUGGGCUGGAACCUUGAACUCCAAGCAGUUCCUUGGUAAGAUCAAGGAACGGUUUUUGGACAAAACGACGACCGACAAGGCCUUUGACCAGCUCACCACAAUUGGUCAGAAACAUUGGACCUAUGUGGAAUCGUUGUCUCGGGAAGUUGAUCGGUUGCUGCAGGUUCCGGGAUUGAACCUGCAAGACAACCAAGUCUUGUACAUCUAUUCCCGUGCUCUACCCGAGCCCAUCCGUGGACAACUCGUGGCAGAGUCCAAAUCAGGUAAGUAUAAUUAUAAACAGUUUCCGAAUCUGGCUCUCCAACGAGAGCAAAUGACUUCUCAGGUUAAGAAUUCUUAUGCGUCUGUUGUGAAAUAUGGUGGUGGUGGAGGUACAGUCAGGGCGGCGAGAAAGGGCGUCAGCAACACGAUUGGUUUUGUCGGGGGUAUGACAAAUGGUGAAAGUGAAUUGCGCCAGAAAGUCCAACCAGCCUGCUUGACGAGGGGUGAUGUCUUUCUUGGUGAGGAUGAUAGAAACGAUGGUAUUGUCAGUGCGGAUGGUGAAGUAUUGGCCGUUAAGGCAGGGGCGCCAGGCUUUGAGGGCAACGAUAACGACGAGAAGUUCCUUCUCAUUGGAGGGGUAGUUCAUCUCGGCGAGGAUGAGCUUCCGACUCGCGAAUGCAAUAGGGUACUCGUCAGGUGGAGGUUUGGCGCGAGUGGGGGAGUCUUUGAUGGUGAGCGGGUCAGGGAGGUCACGUGGGUGGAGACGUUGAAGUUCCAGGCGCUCCAUGCCGGAAACAAUGUGGUUGAGGCAUUGCACACUCGAGGCGGCAAAAGUACAUUUGAUGAGCUCGGCGUAGAACUUUUGGUCAUGGAGGAUGGAGAGUACCUUUGUGGAGGUGCUGAAGGUGGGACUCAGAAGGUCCUUGGGACGCUCACGAUCAAUGACGAGGCAAUAGUAGGCGGAGUCGGGAUGUUGGCGGCUCAUGUGGAGGAACUGAUGAGGGGAGACGGGGGGUGGGGUAGUAGGAGGAAGAAGGUAAGGGAUGUAGAGGGUAGCGUCGGGAGAUGUAGUAAGGUGGGGAGGGUGGAGGUGAUAAUGGACGAAGUCAAGAGAGGUUUUGAUUGGGGGGGAAUGGUCGACGAAUGUGUGACGGUGGGGGUUGUCAUCUUGGGUGAGAGGGGAGGUGGGAUGACCAUGGUGGAGGUGGUGGUGGAUAAAGGCGAGGGCGUGGAUGACGUGUUGGCAGAGAGAGCGAUGGAUGUGGAGGAGGUAAUUGGUGUGGAUGUGGAGGCGGAGGGUGGGGGAAGGGUGAUGGAGCCCGAGGUGGAGGGGGCCGUGGUGGCCAACAUUAGGCGCACGGCCUGGGUAGAGAGGUGUGCGCCAGAAGGCUAUACGGCAUGCUAUGCCGUGGUUACAACGGAAUGUAUUUUUGGUGAUGAGAGCAUAUUGAUGUGGCAUUUAGCUGAGGUGGCACUGCAUUGCGUUGUGGGUGGUACCGAUGCUACGACCGGUCAUCAAAUGCACACUCAACUCAAUUGACUGGACUUCAUGCAGAACUCUUUGGACCAGAUCUUGGACCUUUUGCAAAGGCCAGGAUUUAGGCCAGCAGCACAAUCGCCGUUGCCGUUAACGACGAUGUCAGGCCCCUUUCCGGUACAAGUUGGCACACAACCAAGUGGUACUUCUGCAGCAGCCGCACAGACUGUUGCUUCUUCUUCUUCUGGGUCAGCGGUGAUAGCUACACCAUCACCGCAACAACCUGUUCCUCAACAAGGACAGCAGCAAGGUCAAUGGUACCCAAAGAGCCCUAUGAAACCGCCCCUUGCCUUCUCCGGAGAGAAGAAGGAAGAGGAACUCAACACAUGGUUGAGAACGGUUCCUGUGUGGGUAAGGGCAAAGAGGACUAUGCAGGAGGAGGAGGUGAUUACUGCUGCAUCUUAUCUGGAGGGUAAGGCAGCCAAAUGGCUGGAUGGAUUAGUAGCAAAGGCCGGGUACGGACGACGCAUGGCGGACUGGGCUAAGACCCUAACGUUAGAAGAGUUCUUAGACAUGGUAGAAGCUCGCUGGCAUAAUCCAAAGCAGGCACAAAUGGCCACUGAUGCAAUGCUCAGACUAGACCAACGAAAGUUCAAGUCAGUCAGCGAGCUAACGACUUCCGUAGAGAGCCUCAUUGUCGUUCCCGGCAUACGCUACGAUGACCAGGUCUUAUUGACCAUGUUUGUGAGAUGUUUCCCAGAGAAUCUCAUAAAUUUGCUGGCCAGCGAGACACGCCUCGAGUAUCAUUCGUUUGAGACCUUAUCUAGAAAAGCCUUAGACUUAGAGGCUACUCUAGGAAGUGCUCAGCCUACUCCAGUAGACGCGAGGAAGAAGAAGAGUCCACAGGAGUGGAAGAAGAAGGGGAGUCAAUUGAUGAUGGUUGAGUCUGAUGGGACCCAAACUGAGAUCGAGGAGCUUUCAGACCUGUUGGACAGCACAGAGUACGACGGCGAGGAAACAGCUGAGGGUAGCACCCUCGCCGCAGUAGUAAAGACUAAGGCCGGUGGCCGAGGGAAGGGCCAUCAAAAGAGUCAAGGGCAGGCCGCCUCCAACCAAACCAAAGUUGCUGAUUGGGUCAAGGUCAACCUACGGAAAUGUGAGUUUGGACGCAUUAAGAUCCUAUACUUGGGUCAUGAAGUAUCCGCGGAAGGUAUUAGGCCGGAAGAUGCGAAGGUGGCUAGUAUAAGGGACUGGCCACGACCUCAGACUGUUACUGAGGUCAGAUCUUUCUUAGGAAUGUGCGGCUACUAUAGAAACUUCAUAAAGAACUAUUCCACAGUCGCCUCUCCUUUGACUGAUCUGACUCGACUUGACACGCCGUGGGACUGGAGUGAUGAGUGCGAGGCUGCUUUCAAACGAUUGAAGCAUGCACUCAUGAAUCAUAAGGUUCUCAUGGUGCCCGAUCCUCAGAAGCCAUUCAUAGUAACCACUGAUGCAAGCCAAUACGGCAUUGGCACAGUGCUGGCUCAGCAGGAUGGGAAAAAGUUGAGACCGAUUGAGUAUAUGAGGAAAAAGAUGCCAUCAAAGAAACUGGCAAAGUCCACCUAUGAAAAGGAACUCUAUGCUCUUUACAAAGCACUUGUUCAUUGGAGGCACUUCCUGUUGGGACGGUUUUUCUACUUGAGAACUGACCAUCAGACCCUCAAAUGGAUCAAGAGUCAACCGGCUCUUUCUUAUGCACUCAAGCGUUGGAUUGAGGUCAUAGAUCAGUAUGACUUCAAGCUAGAGUAUCUGAAGGGAGAGUACAACAAGGUUGCAUAUGCGCUGUCCCGUAGAGCAGACUACCUAGGGGCGCUAGUUUCUGAGUUUGGUGUAUCUGAGGAACUAACUCAAUCGCUGGUGGGAGCCUAUCAGGAAGACCCUGUCACGAUGGACAACAUACGCAAACUUCAGGCAAAAGACAAGGCCACAAAAGAUGAGUUUGUGAUGGUGGACGGGAUUCUCUUUCUUGAUAAGGCCGGAUUUAAAAGGCUAGUUGUUCCAUCUAGUGAACGUUUGCGUAGUUUAUUCUUAGGAGAAUGUCAUGAUGCAAUUGGACACUUUGGCUACAAAAAGACGAGUGCCAAUCUAGUACAGCGAUUUUGGUGGCUCGGAAUACUAGAAGAUGCAAAGAAGUAUGUUGAGACAUGUCAGAUCUGUCAGCGGGACAAGCCGCGAACUCGAGCACCGCUUGGCUUGCUGAAGCCCUUACCUAUCCCCGCUGGUCCAGGACAGAGUGUUUCCAUGGAUUUCAUGGACACCUUGGUGACCAGUAGGAAUGGCAAGAGGCACAUUUUUGUCAUCAUAGACCGAUUCACCAAGUACGCUAGACUAAUUGCCAUGCCAGAGACCGCAAGGACUGAACACGUCAUCAAGUCGUUUUUGGACAACUGGGAGCGUGAUUUUGGACUACUAAAGUCAAUCGUUAGUGACAGAGAUGUCCGUUUCACAAGUGAGCUGUGGAAGAAGACUGCUGAACAGAUGGGCAGUCAACUUCAGAUGACUUCAGGGAAUCAUCCCGAAGCAAACGGACAGGCGGAGCAGAUGAACAGAGUUCUACAACACUUGCUGAGGCAUUACAUCAACCCCAGCCAGGAUGACUGGGAUGAGAAAUUGCCUCUCAUCGCCAACCUGUACAACAAUGUUGUACAGAGCAGUACCGGCGUCAGUCCUAACCAGCUACACUUUGGAUGGAAGCCUAGAUCAGCACUGGACUUCCUCCUGCCUGAAAACCGAUCCUCUGCAACUCCAGGCACACUUGAGUACGGUGUGCAGUAUGAGAAGUUGCUACAACAAGUUGUCGACCAUAUCAAGAAAUCUCAGCAAGCACUGAUUACUUCUGAGAACAAACAUCGUCGGCAGUCCUCAUUUCAGGUAGGGGAACGUGUCUGGGUCAAGGCUAGUGAGCUAGGAUAGGAAUUCGAAAUCUCUCGCAAACUAAUGCCUUAGUAUUUUGGUCCCUGGGAAGUCCUGGAUAUAGUUGGGGAUGAGAUGGAUGGUCCUACCUAUGUUAUCCGCAUCCCUGGU